Molecule: messenger RNA, 3144 nt
Organism: Archocentrus centrarchus (flier cichlid)
Lineage: Eukaryota; Metazoa; Chordata; Actinopteri; Cichliformes; Cichlidae
Product: outer dense fiber protein 2
Exons: 18
Coding region: 68-2119 (683 amino acids)
Biological process (GO): negative regulation of cilium assembly
Cellular component (GO): centrosome; ciliary basal body
Source: RefSeq, a predicted model, not a curated record
UAGAAACGACUCCCCUGUGUGGAGUGGCGUUAUUUACGAGAGAAACAAGGCGAAGAGGAUAAGAGGCAUGUCUCCAGAGGAUGGCCUCCAAAGUGCCCCCCUUGGUUUCAGCGCUGUCACGGAGGAUUUCACUCUGAGUCGUGGAGAUCUAGACAACAGUCGUGAACCUGGUGGAAGGGCCAGGGCACGCAGCAGUCUGCAUACAACCCCAGAGUCUGGGAUCAGCUGUCAUGGAGACUUUGCCAGUAAAAAGAAUACUUUCCUGAAAAUACUGAUGGAUGCAGAAGCAGCUGCCAAUUCUGCAGCAAUCCAGCUAGUGUCUUUUAAAGAUGCCAUGGACGAUGAGUAUGCCGUUUCGAAACACUCUACCAAAGAUAAACGCCAAAUUGCAAGACAGCGUGGGCUUUUGCUGGAAAAGCUGGAAGAGUUUAGACGAAUUAAUAAGUCUGUGCGGCAGAAACUGAAACAGCUCCAAGAAGCAGAGGCUAAUCGAAUUGGUACAGACCAGCAGAUUGACACCCUGCUGAACAAGAUCACGCAGGCUGAAAGUGAAAAUAAGCUUUUAAAAAAAGACUUGAGUGAGAGUGAACAGAAAGUCAGAGAGCUGAUGGAUCUGCGGAGAGCAGAGCAGGAGAACAUAAAGAGUGCAGUUCACGUGACUAAGUCAGUGGAGGCAACGCGUGCUCACCUGCAAGGGCAGCUACGCAACAAGGAAGCUGAAAACAACCGCCUCGCUGUACAGUUACGGGCUCUAGAGAGAACUAUAAUUGAGCAGAAGAUGGAGAUUGAUGAUCUGAAGGGGUCCAUCACAUCUCUGUCUGUGAAGGCAGCGCAGGACAAAGAAUCUCUGAAGAAAGCCACCCGAGCACAGAAACUGAGAGCGGAGAGAUUUGAAGCAGCUAUUGAGAAAUGCUACGCGCAGCUGAGGGAAAAGGAUGCUCAGCUGGCCAAAGCCCAUUCAGAGAGAGACUUGAGGAGACAGCGGAAGGAGCAGAUGACAGAUGAGAAAGACAAACUUGUUGCUGAUAUAGACUUAUUGAAAAGUCAAAUUGCAGACUUGACGGUGAGACUGCAGAAGGAGAAGGAUGAGCUGACUGCAGCAAAUGAAACUCUGAUGCAAAAGCUUGAAAAACUCAACACGGACAACGGAGAACUCAGCAUCAAUAAUGCAGCACUCAAGGAGUCUGUAACUCAGCUGGAGCAGCAGCUCGCCGAUUGUGAGUCUGCCCUCGUAGAGGAGAAGAUCGUCUCACAGGAGAAGAAACAUCAAGCUGAACAGUGCCAUUGUCAGGUUGCACAACUUCAAGCUGAACUCCAUGAUUUAAAGAUGAAAUAUAGAAAUCUUUUAAGAGACACAGAGAAGACACGAGAAGGAAAAGACACAGAAGUUGAGAAGGUGAGGCAGGAGCUGCAGAGGCGUGUGGAGGAACUGGAGGCUUACCCUGAGUUACUGAGUGCAGCUGAGCAGAGUCUCUUUGAGUGCCAGGAGAACCUGCGACGCUCGGAGAGGAAGUGCUCAGAAAAGUCAGAGUCCAUUAGGCAACUGCAGGUUAAGAUGGAGAGUCAAAGCAAACUGCUGAGUUCAUCUGCAGAGAUGAAAGAAUCCAUUCAUGAGUCCAAUUUACAAUUGCAGGAAAAAGUGAUUUCUCUCCAAAAAGAGAUGGACAAGCUGCAGCAGGAGAACCUGGAGCUGGUGCGGAGGCUGGCAGCUCAGGAGGAAGCUCUCAGCUACAGUAACCGGCAGCUGGAUCAGCGCUCGUCAGAGUGUCAGGCCCUCAGCCGACAGCUGGAGGCGGCUUUAGCGGACGUCAGACAACAGGUCAGUAAGGUAAAAGAACAGGCCAUUUCCAGAGAAGAAGCUCUUCAAACAAAAAUCCUGGAGCUGGGAGCCGAGAAGAGCAGAAGGGAUAACGAACUGAGGCUCCUUCGCCAGAGUAAGCUCACUGCAGAGAAGCAGUAUGAGGUGCGUCUGAAGGACCUGCAGCUCAGCCUGGACCAAUCAGAGAGCCACAAGCGAAGCAUUCAGAAUUAUGUCGAUUUCCUUAAAAACUCUUAUAAGGCCAUGUUUGAUGAAGGACUGCAAACAUCAACUUUUGGAUCAUCUUAUUUUCCGAAAUGAUGAAGGGCAGACUAGUUGUUCACAGCAGUGUCCUGCUGCCUUGAUUCUCCUCGGUUUGGCACAGCCCGACACGGGCAGCGAGAAUUCAUGCGGGCACAGGGAGAUACAUCCGACUGCACCAUCAAUGCAAGUACACUGGUGUUUGCAGUUUGGAUGGAAGGUUUCCCCGUUCUGGUAAAUCUUGCUGUUGUACUCGCAUGUUCUCCCAUUUAAUUGGGCUGUUAAAGGGAAGCAGAGAAAGGCUGAUGUGAGAAAAAGUGAGAUUUAUAUAACAAAAAAGGCAGAAGAGAGAAAAGAAGUCGGUGUACCUCGACAGACGCCCUUAUCCAACCCAUAUCCACGUCCAAAGUUGCACUCCAGUCCCUUCGUAGCGUCACAUGGAUGUGUCUUGCUGCAGUCUUCAAAGAGCUGUCGGGCACAAACCUUACAGCAUCCACAGCUGUCCAGCAUGAGGCUGACUCCAGCUGCACAUGUUGGGACUUUAAGGGGACACCGGCAGUCAUUUGGACAUGCGGCCGACACCUGGGGUUAGAGCAAACAUCCCACCUUUGUAAUCAACAUUUUUUUCACCCAAAUCUAUCCUUACAUGACAGUACGCAGUAGGUAGAGUUUUUUUUCCUCACCAGUGUAAUGCAGAAGAUCUCAACAACAAAGACUUUCCACAUCUUCUUAAGCUGAAGCAAUCUAUCCCGAGUGAAUAAAACAGUCUUCUUGAUAACACAGCAGCCCUGAGAUGAUGAGUUUUUGCUCUCUCUGUCUUUGAGAGUCCCCGUCUGCUUUUAUCCACUUUAACCAGAUCUGACGUAGGCUAAAGAGGUGUCCCGAAACUAUGAGAGGAAUGCUUCUCCACGCUUCCUCCCAUAAGCCCAGCAGACGUCCCCCCCCUCUUGCACUCAGUGUGCCAAGAACCACCCUGUGCAGCUUCCUCCUCUGCCAGGGCUUUCUCUCCACUUUCAUCAUGUAAUGUUUUAUUUUAUUAUUUCCAACCAAAGGGAUAUUUCUGACUUUUCUACCAGUAAGAAGAU